UUAACCAAUUCUUAGUAGUUUUUUUUUUAUUAUUUAAAAACCUAAUUAUGGGUAAUAAGUUUUGAUAUGAAGUCAAUCUUAUUUUUUUGUUAUUUUUCCCUAUUUUGAUGCAGACCAAAAAAUAUAGGGAGCGUGUUCUUGGUUUAAUACUUGUAUCUCCCUUUUGCAAAUCUCCUUCUUGGACUGAAUGGUUUUAUAACAAGGUGAUGUCAAAUUUGCUAUAUUUCUAUGGUGUGUGUGGCUUGUUGAAAGAGUGUUUGCUCCAGCGGUACUUCAGCAAGGAAGUUCGUGAUAAUGCUGAAUUUCCAGAAUCAGAGAUAGUUCAAGCUUCCAGAAAACUACUAGAUGAGAGAAAGGGCAUCAAUGUCUUUCGGUUUCUUCAGGUUAUCAAUGAGUAAGAGCUGCUACAUAGUUGUCACUUGCUUCACCAUAUUUAUUUAUUUAUUUUAGGUCCUAUUUGGAUAAACUUAUCCACAAACACUUA
Molecule: messenger RNA, 484 nt
Organism: Glycine soja
Lineage: Eukaryota; Viridiplantae; Streptophyta; Magnoliopsida; Fabales; Fabaceae
Product: protein NDL1-like
Exons: 4
Coding region: 108-398 (96 amino acids)
Source: RefSeq, a predicted model, not a curated record